Messenger RNA from Prorocentrum cordatum, 468 nucleotides. NCBI's taxonomy places the organism in Eukaryota, Dinophyceae, Prorocentrales, Prorocentraceae. The record is from the annotation of a GenBank genome assembly.
AUCUUGGUGAAGACACUAAAGGGCAAGCCUAUCACGCUUCCCGUGAACGCUAGCGACACGAUCUUCAGCGUGAUGGCUAUGAUCCACAAGAUGGAACGCAUCCCGGUUCACCAGCAGCGCUUGAUCUUCGCUGGCGAACAGCGUGAGUCUGAGCGCACACUGCUGGAACUUGACGCUGUGCCUGCGCGAGGAUGCGCAGACCACGGCUUCCGCUUCGGGACAGGUCGGCUCCAGGAGGCGAUCGCGGCGCUGUGCUACCAGGGUGCGCUCAGCGCAGUGCGGACGGACGCCCGCAAGGCGGCCCUGGCGCCGCCCGCGGGCCCGCCCGACGGGGUCCCGGGAGCCCCUGAGGUGCUGGCUGCGGCUGCCGUGGGGCCCGAUGGGGCGUGGACUGUGAGCGACGAGGACGCGUUGGGCGACGACCUCUGGUACUUCUGGCGCGCUGCCCUCGGCCUCCCUGGGUGCAUC